CUUUCGCGCCUGACGUCAUCAGUCAGCGCCGGCAGUAGCCUUUUCCUCUCGUGGGCGCAUAUGCUGAGCUUUCAGGGGAGGAAAGCAUCGGACCAGCGAAGAUGAUCCGGCUCCAGGUUUCCUUGGUGAACAGGGGAUUUCUUACACGGCUAUUGUCUACCACGUCAUCAAAACAGACAGAUGUACUAAGCAGUGCUGAUGUUUCUGCUGGUGAAGUGGGGGCAACUUCAUCAGAAGAAACACAUCCUGCUGCGGUCUCCACUGACCCCAUCCUACGGAAAUGCAGCAUUGCUGUCCCCAAACACCUUACACCUGUCCAGGCUUGGGUGGAAUCACUGAAACAUUAUGACGCCAGACAUCUCGGCUUGGUAGACCUGCAUCCAGAUGUGUUUGCAGUAAUGCCCCGAAUUGAUAUCCUGCAUGCAGUGGCUAUCUGGCAGAAGAAUUUUAAGAGAAUUAGUUAUGCCAAAACAAAAACGCGGGCAGAGGUGAGUGGUGGCGGCAGGAAGCCCCGGCCACAGAAGCACACUGGGCGGUCACGGCAGGGCAGUAUUCGGUCACCGUUGUGGCGUGGCGGUGGGGUCUCCCAUGGCCCUCGUGGCCCCACCAGCUACUACUAUAUGCUCCCUAUGAAAGUGCGGGUCCAGGGCCUCAAGGUGGCUUUGACAAUGAAACUGGCACAGGAUGGUCUACAUAUUGUAGAUUCCCUGGAGAUUCCCACUUCUGACCCCCAGUAUCUUACAGACCUGGCCCAAUACAGGCACUGGGGAAGAUCAGUACUGAUUGCAGAUGUCAACGAAAUACCUGAGAACAUGCUGGCUGCGACAAGUCGUCUUAAAACCAUCACAGUAUUGCCAGCCAUAGGUCUGAAUGUGCACAGUAUGCUGAAGUAUGAUACCUUAGUGCUCACCUUGGAUACAAUUGACUUCCUGGAAAAGAAACUCCUGUGGCAUGACGUCCGGUACGCGCCGCUGUAUCCCUUCCGGUUGCCCUACAGUGACUUCCCUUAGCCUUUGCUCCAAAGAUGGACCUGGACGGAGGUGCGCAAGGACAGCUGUAAAUCAUUUUGAGCACACUUAAGAAGUACACUUUUUUAAAAAGUACAUUAAAUCUAGCUUAUUGACCACAA
Pogona vitticeps (central bearded dragon) is the source of this 1129-nucleotide messenger RNA. It is a transcript of the gene MRPL4, whose product is annotated as mitochondrial ribosomal protein L4. Lineage: Eukaryota; Metazoa; Chordata; Lepidosauria; Squamata; Agamidae. Gene Ontology annotation, molecular function: structural constituent of ribosome. The record is from RefSeq and is a predicted model, not a curated record. Gene Ontology annotation, biological process: translation. Gene Ontology annotation, cellular component: ribosome.